Suncus etruscus (white-toothed pygmy shrew) is the source of this 4071-nucleotide messenger RNA. It is a transcript of the gene MMP16, whose product is annotated as matrix metallopeptidase 16. The transcript has 10 exons. Gene Ontology annotation, biological process: proteolysis; collagen catabolic process; skeletal system development. Gene Ontology annotation, molecular function: zinc ion binding; metalloendopeptidase activity. NCBI's taxonomy places the organism in Eukaryota, Metazoa, Chordata, Mammalia, Eulipotyphla, Soricidae. The coding region runs from base 60 to 1886 and encodes 608 amino acids. The record is from RefSeq and is a predicted model, not a curated record. Gene Ontology annotation, cellular component: extracellular matrix.
GAAGACCCAGGAGGGAGCUCUAGCUCUUUCCAUCCUCCUCUUUGCAGCCACAGUUCACUAUGCUCUUACUCGCCUUCAUCAACACUGGAAGACGGUUGGAUUUCGUGCCUCACCCGUGGGUCUUUUUCUUGCAAACCCUCAUCUGGAUUUUAUGUGCUACCGUCUGCGGCACGGAGCAAUAUUUCAAUGUGGAGGUUUGGUUACAGAAAUACGGCUACCUUCCACCAACUGACCCUAGAAUGUCUGUGCUGCGCUCUGCAGAAACGAUGCAGUCUGCCCUAGCUGCCAUGCAGCAGUUUUAUGGAAUUAACAUGACAGGAAAAGUUGACCGAAAUACAAUUGACUGGAUGAAGAAACCUCGAUGUGGUGUACCUGACCAGACAAGAGGUAGCUCCAGAUUUAAUAUUCGUCGAAAGCGAUAUGCAUUGACGGGACAAAAGUGGCAGCACAAACAUAUCACUUACAGUAUAAAGAAUGUGACUCCAAAAGUAGGGGACCCCGAGACCCGGAAAGCUAUCCGCCGAGCCUUUGAUGUGUGGCAGAAUGUGACUCCUCUGACAUUUGAAGAAGUUCCCUACAGUGAAUUAGAAAAUGGCAAACGUGAUGUGGAUAUAACCAUCAUUUUUGCCUCUGGCUUUCAUGGUGACAGUUCUCCCUUUGAUGGAGAAGGAGGAUUUUUGGCGCAUGCCUAUUUCCCCGGACCAGGGAUUGGGGGAGAUACUCAUUUUGAUUCAGAUGAGCCAUGGACGCUAGGAAAUCCUAAUCAUGAUGGAAAUGACUUAUUUCUUGUAGCAGUUCAUGAGCUGGGACAUGCUUUGGGACUGGAACAUUCUAACGACCCUACUGCUAUCAUGGCUCCGUUUUACCAGUACAUGGAAACUGACAACUUCAAGCUACCUAAUGAUGAUUUGCAGGGGAUCCAGAAGAUUUAUGGUCCACCUGACAAGAUCCCUCCACCUACAAGACCUCUACCUACAGUGCCCCCACACCGCUCUAUUCCUCCAGUUGACCCACGGAAGAAUGACAGGCCCAAACCUCCGCGGCCUCCCACUGGCAGACCUUCCUAUCCUGGAGCCAAACCUAACAUCUGUGAUGGGAACUUUAACACUCUAGCUAUUCUUCGACGUGAGAUGUUUGUUUUCAAGGACCAGUGGUUUUGGCGAGUAAGAAACAAUAGGGUGAUGGAUGGAUACCCCAUGCAAAUUACUUAUUUUUGGAGGGGUUUGCCUCCAAGUAUAGAUGCAGUUUAUGAAAACAGCGAUGGGAAUUUUGUCUUCUUUAAAGGUAACAAAUAUUGGGUGUUCAAAGAUACUACUCUUCAACCUGGUUAUCCCCAUGACUUGAUUUCUCUUGGCAGUGGAAUUCCCCCACAUGGCAUUGAUUCAGCCAUUUGGUGGGAGGACGUUGGAAAAACCUAUUUCUUCAAGGGGGACAGGUAUUGGAGGUAUAGUGAAGAAAUGAAAACUAUGGAUCCAGGCUAUCCCAAACCCAUCACAGUCUGGAAAGGUAUCCCUGAAUCUCCCCAGGGAGCCUUUAUACACAAAGAAAAUGGUUUUACAUAUUUCUACAAAGGAAAAGAAUAUUGGAAAUUCAACAACCAGAUACUCAAGGUAGAACCCGGAUAUCCCAGAUCCAUCCUCAAGGACUUUAUGGGCUGUGACGGACCAACAGACAGAGAUAAAGAAGGGCACAGACCUCCAGAUGAUGUAGACAUUGUGAUCAAACUGGACAACACAGCCAGCACUGUGAAAGCCAUAGCUAUUGUCAUUCCCUGCAUCUUGGCCUUAUGCCUCCUUGUAUUGGUUUACACUGUGUUCCAGUUCAAGAGGAAAGGAACACCCCGACACAUACUGUACUGUAAACGCUCUAUGCAAGAGUGGGUGUGAUGUAGGGUCCUUUUUUAGUUCCUUUCUUUUCCAGGAGUUUGUGGUAACUUGAGAUUCAAGACAAGAGCUGUUAUGCUGUUUCCUAGCUAGGAGCAGGCUGGUGGCAGCCUGGAUCAGGGCUGACCUUUCAAUCCCAGAGAGUUGAUGGUCCUGCACAUGAGUGGAGAGUCACUCGUGGAGAAGCUUCCAUGAUGCACAGUAUCUGCUGUCCUUCAGUCCUUUGUCUUUCUUUGUCAUUCAGUUCUAGGCCUUUCCUCUGCACGUUCAAUGCCCAGUAACUUUCCAGGAUUAAUUUAAGAAGAGGAAAAAAAAAUGAAGAAAAGAUUCUUCUUAAAGCUUUCUAUGAUUUUUUUUUAUUUCUGGUUCUCAGCCCAUUUGGGGGAAGAAAAACACAAAAUGGAAACCCCACUUUUUUUUUUUUUUUUUGCUUUAAAGCCAAGAAAAAAAAUAAAGGAAAAGGUUCACCAAUAACAAGCCUACGAUUUAACUUUCAGAAAAGUGUGAAGACCUAAAACAGCUUUGUCUCCAAAGAAGAUAGCUCUCUGACUGCUACGGAGAGUUUCCUGCACUUCAGUUUUGUCAGGUGGGAGAUACAGAAUACAUAUGCAGGACUUCAGACUGUUGGUACAGCCAUUUUUCCAACAAUCAAGGGGCCAAAAUAUCUGCAAUAUAGUAACAGCCUUAAUAAUACAUCCAUUUUUCAUUUUCUACAGCUGUUCUCAGCUAUGUCCUCAACGUCGCAUCGCAUUUAUAGUCAUAGUUCUCUUCAACCAGGACCUUUACAUUGUUUUGAAGUGUUUCUCAACCCCUUCCUGCCACCUUCCCACCACAUCAUUGUGAUAAUCUGCCCAAGUUGUAUUAGGCCAUUGCCCCAGGCCUGCCAUGGGUCUGUCAGGAAUAUUCAUUGUAAGCGGAGCAAGAAGGAGUAUGUCGAAAAUGUGGUUUAAGUGGCAGUUAUUUUCCAAGAAUAUGUGAUACUGGUAAUACAUUGGUGUAACCCUUUGAGAACUAUCAGAUGAGCUUUCAGAGUCUUAGGAUGGCUGUCUGGUAAAGGAUAAAACUGGUUGAUGGUAAAAUUAGGGUUUGAGAAGUUCAGAUUUUUAAAACAGAUAUAACCCCAUGUAAUUUUUAAGCAGUUUAUGGUACUACAUAAAUGAUUUUUUAAUAAAAAAAAAAAAAAGAAAUGAUGUUACUUGCCAAAAAAACUUUUCUGGCAAAUAAAAGAAGUAUUUUAUUAAGUCUCUUGUAAGAGUGAAAUUUUAUUCGAACAACGGAUGAUCAUAGCCUGUCUAUUUUUUUUCCUUCUGCAUUUUAAUUUUCAGUUUUAAAGUCCACUGCAUGAAUGUCCAUUUUUCUUGGUACAUGCAGUUAGUGUUGCCAUUUUAUAAGAAUGACUCUGAGAUUGCAUGUAUCUUUCAGUGUGGUGACUAUUGCAUGUUGACCAUAGUUCUCAAAGGGUUAAUAUGGCUUCUGGCAUUUAGCCAUCCUUUUGAUCACUGACAGAGCCAAGAGACCACCAAAGCAUUUCUUCCUUGAGUGUGAUUUAUCAUCUUAGCAGUAUUGUGAUUUUUUUUCACGUGACCUGCAGAGCAGGUUUGUUAUCAAUGAUUUUUUUCCUAGAGAAAAGUCAGCAACUGACAGACCUCUUUAUUGAUUUCCAGGAACUGCUUCUUGCAGUGAAAGGCUUUACAGCCACUCGGCUGUGAACUUAUUAGAGAUAUUCAUAAGGAAGGCAUCCCAGGAGUCAACCAUUGGCUUUGUGGGGAGGACAGCUUUGGAGGGGAUUAGCUUUUGAAACAAUUGAACAGCUUGCCUUGAACUUGGUUAUUGAUCUGUUGACUGUCAUUAACAACUUAAACAUUGUCUUAUGUGAAAAUUUUUUCUUGAAGAGUACUCUUCUAUGUGGUUGCCCUUUGACCUUUAACUUGCAAACUGGCACAAACUGAAAGAAAUCUGGUGUUUCUCCAUUGGAUUGCUAAUUGUUCUUUCAAAACCCUCGUAAGCAUGAGUUGUUUCUUUAGAGUGGAAAAAGAGUGUCACUGGGGAAUCGAGAGGUGAACACUUUGCUUUUUACAUGCACACUCUAAAAAUGCCCGUUAGGUAGAAGUCACUUUUCAUUUCAUUUUACUUUUUAGUAUCAUUUUCAAGUCUAUCUGCAUCAUUUUAUUACAAAUAGAAAACUAUA